UAUAUCUUGUAGAAAUUGAUCAUUAUAGCUUAUCAUUAUUUGGUAGUUGGUAACAUUGCGGUUACAUGACACUUUAUAUUGAAUUACUUCCAUUCAAUACCAACUGUUAUGAAAUUGAACUGUAUUCAUAUUCGGAAUGUUCCAGUUCGAAUCUUCGUGCCUAGUCCAUAUAUCCAGACUGAUUAUUUUCGUUAUUUUACUUAGUCUCUCCAGGCAAAUACUGGAUAAUACCUUAUAACAGGCUGUGACCACUUCCUUCCCAAGCCGACGCUGUAUGACCUAUGCAGAGAUUUUUUUGAAUAAACGAAGAACACGAAUAAUAAUUGCAUUUCAGUUGACUUUAAUUGAACCCAAUUGUUAUCCGAUCAUCAUCAGCGAACAAGUCUAUAAUCGGGGGAUAUCUCGACUAUGAAGGAAGAGUCAUGAAAAUCGCAUUUACGAAGUGAAUGGAGAUACCGAACUUUUCUAAUUUCCUUCCCACUUUUUCAAAACACCUCUUUGGUUUAUUGUUGAUAGUGACGUUGAGAAAUGAAAGUAAAAAUGCUAAAAAAACAUCGCUUUAUUUCUAUUUCUUAAAUCCAGAUUUAGAAACCAAUGAACUAGCCUGAAUUGCAGACAAAAAUAACUAACCCAUCACCCAACAGCGAAGGUGAGGCUCGUUAUAGUCGAUAUUCUUACAGCAUUCAUCCAUGUUCGUAACAUUCUUUCAAAUAAAUCUGCUUAACUCCAACAAUGCACUGAAACUUUCUCUGACCGAUACGUCGAAAAGUUCCGUUUUCAUUCGUGUUAUUUCGUUACUGAAGUCAAAACGUGAACUAGUUAUUAGCAGCAUCCUGAAGACAAGCAACACAUGACAGUGCAGCUCGAGAGAGUAAUAGUCAUAUAAACAAAGUCUGCGAAACCUGUUAAAGUAAGCCGUUGCGUUAGAAGACCUGAACAAAGAGUGUGAGAAAUGUCGAAAUACCUAGUCGUCUUCGUGAGACACGGAGAGAGCGAAUGGACACAUAAAAACUUGUUUUGUGGAUGGAUUGAUUCAGGCCUGACGGACAAAGGAAGAGAAGAUGCAAAGCAAGCAGGAGUGGCUUUGAAUUCAGAGAAUCUGAAGUUUGACGUCGCUUACACGUCUAUAUUGCAGAGGGCCUGCGACUCGCUGGAUAUUAUACUGAGAGAAAUAAAGCAGCCAGAACUACCUGUCAUACAGGCUUGGGAACUGAAUGAGAGACAUUACGGGGCCUUAACUGGAUACAACAAAGCUGAAAUGGCUGCCAAGUAUGGGAAUGAACAGGUGCAAAUUUGGCGACGAAGCUUUGAUAUUCUUCCUCCACAAAUGGAAAAAGAUCAUAGUUAUUAUAACGAAAUACAUAAUAAUAAAAAAUUCAUGCCCAUACGAGAUAAGAUUCCUCAAGCAGAAUCUUUGAAGACAACAAUGCUUAGAGUUAUUCCAUUCUGGAACAGUACCAUUCUUCCCGACAUCAAGGAUGGGAAACGGGUAUUGGUCGUCUGUCAUGGCACGAGCUUACGAGGAAUCGUGAAGCACAUUGACCGAAUAUCUGACGAAGCCAUUGUGAAAGUGAAUCUACCAACUGGCAUACCAUUCAUUUUCGAGUUUGACGCAGAUUUCAAUCCUGUUGUGUCCAUGAAGUUUCUCAGUAGUGGAGACACUCUGAAGGAAGCAAUAGCAAGGGCUGCGUCUAUCGGAGAGGCAGGGACAAAAUAAAGAUGACGUGCGGAGACUGAUUUGUGACAUGGUGAAGUUGUGAUGAUGCCCUCAAGACAGAAAAUAAAUACAUUUUUAGAACAGA
This is a messenger RNA of Zootermopsis nevadensis, 1802 nucleotides long. RefSeq names its product phosphoglycerate mutase 2. Gene Ontology annotation, biological process: glycolytic process. The record is from RefSeq and is a predicted model, not a curated record. Lineage: Eukaryota; Metazoa; Arthropoda; Insecta; Blattodea; Termopsidae. Gene Ontology annotation, molecular function: intramolecular phosphotransferase activity.